AUGCGCUGUUUAUUUGUUCAGAUAAACCAUUUAAAAACUCUGCGAGUGCCAAAAAAAUGCAUUGCACGGGAUGAAAUCACUCUGUAUGUUUUUCAUAAUUUUUCAGCUUUAAAAUACAAAUUAAAUAAUUCGGGUAACAAGAUGGAUUUUCUGUUUGGCCGAAAGAAGACACCUGCCGAAAUGUUACGACAAAAUCAGAGAGCGUUGAAUAAGGCGAUGCGUGAAUUGGACCGAGAACGAUCACGUCUUGAAAUGCAGGAGAAGAAGAUUAUUGCUGAUAUUAAGAAAAUGGCCAAAAUGAAUCAAAUGGAUUCAGUAAAAGUUAUGGCAAAAGAUCUUGUCCGGACUCGCCGACAUGUCAAAAAAUUCAUUAUGAUGAAAGCUAACAUACAAGCCGUCUCAUUGAGGGUGCAAACUCUAAAAAGUCAAGAUGCAAUGGCACAAGCAAUGAAAGGCGUAACGCGGGCAAUGCAAAACAUGAAUCGACAGUUAAAUUUGCCUCAGAUCCAGAAAAUAAUGAUGGAAUUUGAAAGGCAAUCAGAAAUUAUGGAUAUGAAAGAGGAAAUGAUGGGUGAAGCAGUAGAUGAUGCCAUUGCAGAUGAGGGUGAUGAAGAGGAAACAGAAACAAUUGUUGCUCAGGUGUUAGAUGAAUUAGGAAUCCAGAUGAAUGAGGAACUGUCUGCGAUACCUGCAGCACAAGGUUCAUUAAAGCCGGCAGACCAAAACCGACAGCCGCAGCCAGCAUUGUCGGAUGCAGAUGCUGAUCUACAGGCUAGGUUGGAAAAUCUACGUCGGGAAUGA
This is a messenger RNA of Brugia malayi, 801 nucleotides long. It is a transcript of the gene Bma-vps-2, whose product is annotated as SNF7 family protein. NCBI's taxonomy places the organism in Eukaryota, Metazoa, Nematoda, Chromadorea, Rhabditida, Onchocercidae. Gene Ontology annotation, biological process: endosome transport via multivesicular body sorting pathway; protein transport; late endosome to vacuole transport. Gene Ontology annotation, cellular component: multivesicular body; ESCRT III complex. The record is from RefSeq and is a predicted model, not a curated record. Bases 1 to 801 code for a protein of 266 amino acids. The transcript is spliced from 4 exons.